This is a messenger RNA of Magallana angulata, 1689 nucleotides long. RefSeq lists its product as uncharacterized. The transcript is spliced from 4 exons. The record is from RefSeq and is a predicted model, not a curated record. Lineage: Eukaryota; Metazoa; Mollusca; Bivalvia; Ostreida; Ostreidae. Bases 221 to 883 code for a protein of 220 amino acids.
AUAUUACGAUUAGAAAUUAUGCAAUUUCAUCAAAAUCUAGUUAUCUCCCUUUGUCGCUCUUCAGUGUUGGAGUUGAAAAGGGUACAGUGAUGCUCUUCCGUGUGUAGAAGGUCAUGGAAGGUGAGGAUUAUGCAGGAAAGAAAAUGUAGUUUUAUUUGAAAUUAAGUAAUAUAUUGAACAAUGUAGUUAAUAUAUUUCAUAUUAGGAAAUAUUAGAAUCCAUGGAAAGUAGUCUUGUAUGCAGUUUUUCUUCAUUUUUACCUGAUAAAAGCAAGUGUACCACAUCACCUUAUUUCCCAAAUGAAAACAGUUUAGUGUACGUGAAAAACUGUAGGAGAAACAUUAAAAACCACCUCAAAUCAUGUAACAUAGGAGAUAUAGCUUCUGAGGGACAUUUGAUAUGUUACCGUGCUGGUGUUUUUUCGCUAUUUGGGGACUAUACCAUCUGUCCAUUUCAUCGAUACUCCCUUGGGAUACGAUGGAAGAAGAAGUCAUCCUGCUCACACCCGAGUCACAGUACAACGGCAAAGGCAGAGGUUGGGAGGAGCAUAACUUUGUCUAUGUCUCGGCACCUUCAUACAGUAUAUGGAUAUAUUGUCCCUAUUGGCUCAGGCUUGUGCAGUAGAUGUAGAAAAAAUGUAACCCAGGAAAUGAAAUGGUGCGAGUGCUGUAAAGAUGCAUCUUCUGCUCAAAUUUGCAAAAAUACCUCGGAUGACACCCCUGAAGCAACCUUACAGCAGUCCAGGAACCUCCAAACAAGGACAGAGAAUUAUGCUGAACAGUGCCAUUCAGAGACAGAGAAUUCCGCUGAACAGUGCCAUUCAGAGACUUUGUCACAGGUAUUUGCUUUGAUACUUGAUUCCCUAAAAAUUGUAUCCUCCUAGCCGGCACCCAAUAGGGAUCAGUCUGUCUGUCCGUCCAUCCAUCUGUCUUUCUGGUAUCACUUAUCUGGGGCAUAUUUUCUCUUCCCUUGGCCCAAUCUGGCAAAUACUUCACAGACAAAGUGCCUUCUGGUAAAGGUUGACUUGUGUAGUGACCUUGAAUCAAGUUUUUAUAUCAACCUUAAGGGACUAGCAGACCUUUAUUUGUCAAAAUCCUUGUCUUGACUUUGCUCUCUCUCUCUCUUUCUCUCUCUCUCUCUCUCUCUCUCUCUCUCUCUCUCUGACCCAAUGAAUCUCAGACUAGACCAGAAGACUGCCAGUAGGUAUUGGCUGUGAGGUGAGCAUGAAUCAAGUUUAUUCAUUGCCCAUAGAGUACUUGUUUAAUUAAGGGAUGUGCAAUGAUCUUGACCCAAAUUUAGUAGAGGUUAAGGUCAAAGCAGAAUCCCCUGUAACACUUUUGUAAAAACAGGGCAUCUCAAUGAUGUCUAGUGGUGUUUCAUAUGUAAAGUUGUCUUAGAUACUGUCCUGUAAAAAUUGAAGACUGGACAUAUAUAUAUGUAUAUAUAUAUAUAUAUAUAUAAAGAGGAUUUGUAAAUUUUGUGAUUUUUUAAUAUGAUUUAUCCAGUGAGUUGAAAUGGUGUUAAUACUCACUAGACUUGUCAAGCAAAUAAACUAUAUCAAUUUAUGCUAAAUCACACAAUCAUCAUAAUUAUAGAAGCUUUAUUUUUUUCAUAUGGCUUAAAUACACCUCUCGCAACAACUUGCAUAUAGAAUUUUGUUGUUAAAGAUGUGCAUGUGAUGUGAUGAUA